AUGCGGUCUGUUCUUUCAUUUUUCGCCCUUUGCGGCUCUUUUGCUGUUGCACAGCUAAGCUCGACCAACCUCGAAAGCUACGUCGACGUUGCUUCUCUGUCUGGUUCCGUGAACCCUGUCGUUGAAACUUACUGGACUGGCUACCCUCACCAUCGACGAACACCCUUCGCCCUCUCACCCGACGGCAAGUCAGCGUAUCUAGCUUACCUCGAUGCCUCAAGCGGGUCUGAUGUCAUCGUUCAACCUAUCAACCCCUCGACUUUCGAGGCCACUGGCACAGCCGUCAAGGUUGCAGGAGCCAAGGAGGCUGGUGGCCUUGUAGCCCACGAUGAUGGAUUCGCCCUCCUCACUACCGAGACCAUGCCCACAGGAACAAGUGGUGCUCCCGCCGGUGAGACCCCUGUCGCUGUUCUCUACCGAUACACUGGCGGAACCCAGACAUGGAAGACCUGGCUGGGUGGCCCCGGUGUCGAUGGCUCAGAGAGCCUGGCUACCCCCGAGCUCAACGGUGAUCUCGUCUUCUCCGCCGAGGCUGGAUACUACGCCGCCUAUAUUGUCGUCACUUCUUACUCCGGCAGCGCCUCUGGCCACUUUGGUGAUGCCAUUCGCUAUAUCAACACUUCAGGCAAGCUUGAGACCAUCCAGGGUGCUUCCAGCUCUUGGGGCUGCAGUCACAACACUGGUAUCGCUUUCGAGGCUGCCGACGAACCACCCUUUGCCUCCCUCUGCGCCGAGGAUCAGGGUGCCAUCUGGCUCAACACCAAGACUCAGGGUAUGGGCAACAAUGGUGUCAAGGUAUCCAACGAGCAUGUGAUCAACGGCGGCAGUGGUGAGCCCAUGGGUGGAACUGGCGGAUCCUACAGCAGCAUGGCUCGCUUCCAGAGCUCAAACGCAUACAUCUUCUCCUGGGUCUCCCGUGGUGCCAUCGACCUGACCCUCAACGACUGGAUGGGCGCUGGAUACACCAAGUCUGUGAACCGUACCAGCAACCGCAAUGUCGCCAUCGCCCUGUUCUCUGACAAGAACACCCUCAUCGGUGAGCAGGCCACAUCAGAGGUCGGCGCCGCCGACGGUGACAAGCAGAUCACCUGGGUCACAUCCGGCAACCAGGACCGAUCCAAUGCCCACGCUGCCACCUUCGACAGCAAGCAGGCCCUGGUCACAUGGGAGCAGAUCGACAGCCCCAUCUGCGACUUCGAUGCUAUGGGUUGCCGUGGUCAGUUCUCCGGAACUUACUACCAGCUGGUUGACAGCAGCGGUACCAUUGUCGGCGAGCCUCUCAAGUCUACUGACACCUUCGUCGCUGGCGACAUGGUCACAAUGUCUGAUGGCAGAAUCUGCUGGCCCUACGUCAACAUGGAGUGGCGCCUCGAUGCCGCCGCGCUCUCGCUCCCCAAGUCCACCAGCAGCAAGAUUUCAUUCGCCUGCAUCAACCUGAGCGGUUCUGGCAGCGGCGGAUCAAGCAGCAGCAGUGCCGCUGCUUCUGCCACUGAUGCCGCAAGCACUUCUCAGGCCAGCUCCGCUGCUGCUGCACCUACUACCAGCCAGGGUGUGGAAUCCGGCGUCAACACUGAUGUUCCCGCCUCCUCGGCUCCCGCUGCCACCUCAGCUGCUUCCUCCGCCGCCCCUGUUCCCACCUCUUCUGCGGCCUCAGCUCCCGUCCCCGCCUCAUCCUCGGCCGCGUCGGCCCCUGCCUCAUCCAGGACCUCUGCCGCCGUUGGCUCCUCUCAGGCUCCAGUUCAGCCUUCGAGCUCAUCUCAAGCCGCUGUCACUGCCCCCUCAUCCACCCCCACCAAGGGAAACUGUGCGAUGAAGACCGUGUGGGAGACCGUGACUGUGACUGGUCCCGCUCCUCCGGGAUAUUAG
Molecule: messenger RNA, 1866 nt
Organism: Clonostachys rhizophaga
Lineage: Eukaryota; Fungi; Ascomycota; Sordariomycetes; Hypocreales; Bionectriaceae
Source: the annotation of a GenBank genome assembly